AUGGGUGUUAAAAUUUGUCAUAUUAAUGCACGCUCGCUUAUGUCAGAUUUUGGUAGCUUUAAAGACAUAGUUUAUAAUAAAUAUGAUAUCAUCACAGUUUCAGAAUCAUGGCUUAAUAGCAACAUAACAGAUGACAUAAUUUCAUUGCCGGGAUAUUCAAUUUACCGGAGUGAUAGAAAUAAACUCAACAAAAGAGGUGGUGGGUUAUUAGUUUAUAUCAGUUCGUCAAUGAAUUCCCAUGCAAUAAAAAACCUAGAGAUAGUGAACACCGAGCAAUUAUGGUUAAGUUUUUCUUAUGAGGACAAAACAAUUGGUUUGGGUACAGUUUACCGACCUCCGGACACCGAUGAGCAUUUAUUUUUAAUGGAAUUUGAUCAGAUACUCGGUGAUUUAGCUCCCAAAUACGAUUAUUUAAUUUGCGCUGGAGAUUUCAACCUUGAUUUUUUGGAUGUUGUGAACUCUCGCGGCGUCAUAGGUAGCCUUGACGAGGAGCAGGAAGAGUGCGCAGCCUGCCUGAAGGGCACCUGUAGGAGUAUAAAUGGGAUUUAUACUCGACCUGACCUGCCACCCGGCUACUCUCUGGUUGCCCAGAUUCCAGCUGGAGCCUGUAGGGUGCUUGUUCAACAGUUGAAACACACCAGGAAUUUUCUAGCGAGAAGUAAUACACGAAGAACUGAAAUUUUAGCUGCAGACAUUAAAAACACUCUUCUUGAACUUCUGCAAAAGGCAUGUAAUAAAAUAUAUACCUGCAAUCAGUAUAACCUUCCGUCCCCAUUUCUUAUGAAUACGGUGCACGGUCGCACGGUGCCAAAUCUGGAAAGUACGCCGCGUGUUCGAGCACUGGAAAUACCUCCAAAUAUUCCAAACUAUCAAACCAACUAUGGUAUCAAGUACGGAUAUUCGUUGCCGAUCGCUAAAAUUCCUGCUAUAGCUCCACCUUCAAUAAAACGACCGAUAAUCGAACCGAUGGUGUUAGAAACAAGAAAACUCGAUACGUCUUUCAAUACUUCCUUCAAUCAAAGAGACGAGGCUAGGCCUCCUGUACCCCAUCGCAGAACUAGGCUAAGGAGAAAACAUUUUCACUGGAAGAUCACCGGGUUGACAGCUUGUUCGAAAUCUUGUGGAGGAGGUUUUCAAAACUACGUGAGAGUUUGCACUAGGGAAGCGGGUCAAACUCAAGUGCCAGUGUCUGAAAGAAAGUGCGCCCAUUUGAGAGCUCCUUCUCCACCACCGAUUCAUUGCAAUACCGAACCUUGUCCACCCUCUUGGCACUCCAGGUGGACAGAUUGCAGCGUCACUUGUGGCGACGGUGUCCAGCAGAACAUUCCCGAGUGCAGGCAAGAUCUGGUUGCGGGUUCAGUCCCUGUGAGCGAGUCUCAAUGUUCAAUCCCGAAGCCCACUAGUCAAACUAGGAUCUGCCAGUUGAGUGCUUGCGAAAGUCUAAGUGAUAACCAACUUACCAGUUUUCGUCUAUUCAUACAAAUUUCCUCUGUCAUAACUUACUUUGAAUCUGAAUCUAAUUUUCAGUGUUCCGUAUCUUGCGGAACUGGUCACAGAACUCGAUCAGUUACUUGUCCAUCAGGUAGGUGUAGACCAGAGGAUCGCCCUCCGCAUGCGGAAUAUUGCAACGUUGGUUCCUGCAAUGUACCUGCUCCACCAGUAAGCGAUUCACAUACUUCAGCUGCGAGUCACAGAUCCAUUUCAGUAUGGUUGACAACGGAAUGGUCGCAUUGUUCAGAAGACUGCGGAACAGGUACUCAGAAAAGGUUCGCAGUGUGUGCUUAUCAAGAUAGAGACAGUUGUAAGGAUGAUGUCCAACCCGAGCUAUCCAGAGCAUGUUCCAGUGAUAAGCAGUGUGAUGGUCAGUGGUUUACAGGACCAUGGAGCACCUGCUCAGACUCUUGUUCUGGAAGUGCCUUGCAAAAACGAGAAGUUUUCUGUGUCGUCAAAAUCAGAGGACGAUCGCAUAUAACUAACGAAAUGACCUGUCCAGGACAUCUUAAACCUUCAGAAGAACAACCUUGUGACGGAGUCUGUCCUUCUCACUGGUUCUUUGGCGACUGGAGAACCUGCGAGGGCACGUGCCCCAUCGGGGUUCAGAGACGAGAAGUGAGAUGUUUGGAUAUUCACGGAAGGCAAGCCAAUGGUUGUCCGGAAAAUGACAUGCCUGUAGCAAAGAGGACUUGCGCUUGCGAAAGUAAAGCCGAUAACAGGGAUAGGUCUAAGCCUGUACAAGACGAACCAGUGGAUCGAUCUUGUGUGGAUAGAAUUAACAAAUGCAAGUUGGCACUGCAGGCAAGACUGUGUCAUUACCCGUACUAUGUAAGCCACUGUUGCGAAUCCUGCAGGAGGGCUAAAGAUCUUCUGGAGUAACAAGCUGUGAUUGGAAUAAAUAGAACUGUGUAGUCAAAAUAUGUACUGAAGUUGAUAAAUAUCGAUUGAAAUAUUUAGUGAAUUCGAAUGAUAGCAUGAAUGUAAAAUAAUGUAUGAGUGACCCAUUUCAAAAUAACUCCGAUAUUUUGUACCCCACAUUUUAAUUGACGCUUCCAGAUUAAAUUAUUUAAGAACUAUUUCUCGAGUUCAAAUCAUUUUGCGACUAACAAGCUGAGUAUGGCCAUCAUCAAAUACUUCAAAUGAUUUUUUUGUUAUUCAAUAAUAAUUUUUCUGUCUGAAUCUACUCGCUUUGUUUGGAAUACUUAAAAUCUAGAAGCGUCUUGAAAUUAGACAUAGGGAAACUUCUGACUGAUGUUAAUUUGAAUUUCAUUUAAGUAUGUACCGUACCCGGAACUGAAGACUCUCAAUGAUUAUUUGAAUCAAUGUCGGAUCGUUGUUGUUAUCAGUAUACAAAAUUUCGAAUUCAUUUAGGAACUUCAGUUCUCGGGUAACAGAUUCCUUGAAUUGAUUGGAAUCACAAGCACCUAUUGGCUUAUAUCUGAAAUAAAGAAAGAAUUUGUUAAAUUCUUGAUUUUAGAACAAUGAGAUGGACUGUAUUGAAGUUGCCUUUUUUUUUAAUAUAUUAAACUAAAUAUUAUGGUUUAUGAAACUGUCAAUUUGUAAAAAAAAUCAAAUUUGAAGCUAGUUGAAGUGAAUUUCAUUAGGAAUAUUCAUCUGAAAAGUUUAUACUAAAAAAAUUAUUGGAAAAUACUAUGAAGAUUUUCUUCAUUUGAAUUGGCAUUCAGAAAAUGAACACAAUGUCAGCAACCACUUGAAGAAUCAAUGUGAACCAAUACUUUCCUUUUACAUUGGAGAAACGUAUAUGGUUGACAGACAUUGACUCAUAUAUUUAAGAAGUCACAUUCAUAGAAGCCAUGUGUAGUCAAUUAAGGUCAGUUUGUGGUUUCAGAGGGUGGUCCUAGAAGUACCCGGCCCAACAAAAUUGUAUUUUUUUUCAACAUAAUCUCCUUGAAGCUCUAUACACUUCCCAGCGAUGUUCAAUAAGUUCGAUAACCUUUUUAUAGUAAGAACUGCUUGCUCCUCAACUUAACUGCAGACAUCACUUCUUCAUCGUUAGAAAGUCUCUGACAACUGAGACAUUUUCCCAAGUUUAGGAACAUAAAAUAAUAAAAGGGAGCUGAAUCUGGCGAAUAGGGUGAAAAAAGUAACAAUACAAACUUCAUUUUGAUUAUUUUGGUCAUUGUGAUGAUAGAUUUGUGAGCUGGUGCAUUGUCUUGACGAAACAGCACUUUUGUAUUAGCCAAAUGCCAUCGUUUUUGCUUGAUUCUUCACUCAAACGUUGCAAUAAGUUCGCAUAACACUCGCUGUUGAUAGUUUCCCUUUUUUUAAUAUUCAGUGAAAAUUAUCUCACGGGCAAAAAACCGAUGCCAUGCCGGUUCUUCCUUUUGAGUCCACUAUUUUCUUUGUUCUUUUUGCCUCGGGAGUGAAAUGAUGGACCCAUGUUUCAUCCAUGGUAGUGAAACAGCGCAAACAUUUUACUUUGUUGCUAUGAAACUUCUCGAAACACUCGAUUGAAACAUCUUCGCGACACUGUUUUUACUCUACUGUGAGCAAACGCGGCACCCAUCUUGCGCUCAGCUUGCUUAUGUCCACAUUUUCAGAUAAUAUACUAUGUACCGCACUUUUUGAAAUACCUAAGCCUGCUAGUUCGCGCACUUUCAGGCCACCGUCAUUCAGUACCGCUUUGUGGAUUUUUUUCACAGUUUCUGGAGUCAUCUUCUUAAUUGGUCGACCACUGCGAUGCUCGUAUUGACAGCUCGUACUGCCAUUUUUAAACUCUGUUACCCAAUAUUUUACUAUUGUAAACAAAAGAGCAGACUCACCCGAAUAGAAUCCACUUCUGCUUUUAUAUUGGUUGGACUGAAGCCUUUGAAGUAAAAGUAUUGUACUACAUAACGAUGACCAUUUUUUUCCAUUUUCACAAAUUCAGUGAAAACGUUUGCUAUUGAUGGCUGCCAAACAAAUACUAAGGAACGUAGCGCCUUCAAACUUGAAACAAAUGCUUUAUAGACUGUGUACUUUCGGAUACAGUGAUAUUUUCCAAACAACUACCGUCAUCUCUAGGUCAGGCCGGGUACUUCUGGGUCCACCCUGGUAUGGUGUAUUUGUGGAAAUUAUUACAGUAUCAUCACAAAAUCACAAAAAUACUCUCUUAUGAUUUAAAUAGAUGUCUGUGAUUGUUUCUCCAUUGAAUAACCCUAGGUUAAGGAAGGUGCGAGAUUACUUAAUGUGUUCUCUGUUUAGGUUGGCAUUGCCAAAUUGAUUCAAUUGUAUCUAGAGCCAAAUUGACGUUCUACUAUGCACUUGCCAAAUUGUUUUAUUAAUUUGAUUGAAUCUUGAUUGUAUUCUUUAAACACCAUCAGAAUAAUAUUAAACUAGAUUGUACGAAAAUAAGUAUUACUUUUAGAAUAUAUGUAUUUAUUAGUCAUUCAAUAAAAAAUAAAACUUUUCUCUAAUU
Messenger RNA from Leptinotarsa decemlineata (Colorado potato beetle), 4912 nucleotides. RefSeq names its product thrombospondin type 1 domain containing lonely heart (gene loh). The record is from RefSeq and is a predicted model, not a curated record. Lineage: Eukaryota; Metazoa; Arthropoda; Insecta; Coleoptera; Chrysomelidae. Gene Ontology annotation, molecular function: metalloendopeptidase activity. Gene Ontology annotation, cellular component: extracellular matrix. Gene Ontology annotation, biological process: proteolysis; extracellular matrix organization.